Molecule: messenger RNA, 1236 nt
Organism: Ambispora leptoticha
Lineage: Eukaryota; Fungi; Glomeromycota; Glomeromycetes; Archaeosporales; Ambisporaceae
Source: the annotation of a GenBank genome assembly
AUGUCAAAAGGUCGUGUACUAUUAGCAUAUUCUGGUGGUUUAGAUACCUCUUGCAUCUUGGUAUGGCUCAUUGAGCAAGGAUACGAUGUAUUUGCCUAUAUGGCAAAUGUUGGACAAGAAGAAGAUUUUGAAGCGGCAAAGGUUAAAGCUUUGACAAUUGGUGCUAAAGGUGUUUUUAUUGAGGAUCUACGUAAAGAAUAUGUAGAGGAAUUGAUCUUCCCCUCGGUUCAGGCGAAUGCAAUUUAUGAGAAUGUAUACCUAUUGGGUACUUCACUUGCUCGUCCGGUCAUUGCUCGUCGUCAAAUACAAAUCGCUAUCCGCGAAGGAUGUCAAUUCGUGUCGCAUGGCUGUACCGGCAAAGGCAAUGAUCAAGUUCGUUUCGAGUUAGCUUAUUACGCUUUGAAACCUGACAUUAAAGUCAUUUCCCCGUGGCGUAUCCCUGAAUUCUAUGAACGUUUCCCCGGUCGGCAAUCUCUCCUUGAAUAUGCCGCACAAAAGAAUAUUCCCGUUGUUCAGACCACAAAGGCACCUUGGAGUACCGAUGGAAAUAUUUAUCAUAUAUCAUAUGAAGCUGGUGUUCUUGAAGAUCCAAAUGCGACUCCACCAAGGGAUAUGUGGCAACUUACUGUUGAUCCAGAAGAUGCACCAGACACACCAGAACGUAUCACCAUUAUCUUUGAAAAGGGUGUUCCAGUUAAAGUUCACAAUCAUAAUGAUGGCACUACUCACACCGACUCGCUGGAACUAUUUCUCUAUCUCAACACUUUAGCUCGUCGUAACGGUAUCGGUCGUAUCGACAUUGUCGAGAACAGAUACAUUGGAAUAAAAUCACGUGGAUGUUACGAAACACCCGGUGGCACUAUUCUCCGUGCUGCACACAUCGACUUGGAAGGAUUAACGCUAGAUCGAGAAGUACGUCGAUUACGCGAUCAAUUCAUCACUCCAACCUGGUCAAAUUUGUUGUAUAACGGCCAGUACUUUUCACCCGAGCUGCAAUUCAUUCGACCAUCACUUAUUGCCAGUCAAGAAUCUGUGAACGGUGAGGUUAAACUCAAGUUAUACAAGGGCAAUGUGAUUAUCGAGGGAAGAAAAUCAGAUACCUCCAAAUUAUAUGAUAUGGAGGAAAGUUCAAUGGAUGUUCAGGGAGGAUUUAGUCCAGUUGAUUCUGAAGGAUUUAUUAGAAUUCAGAGUAUUCGUUUGAAGAAAUGGGGAAUCGACAAUGCUGAAAAACCAUAA